This is a messenger RNA of Anoplopoma fimbria (sablefish), 2378 nucleotides long. It is a transcript of the gene sdccag8, whose product is annotated as SHH signaling and ciliogenesis regulator sdccag8. Lineage: Eukaryota; Metazoa; Chordata; Actinopteri; Perciformes; Anoplopomatidae. The transcript has 18 exons. The record is from RefSeq and is a predicted model, not a curated record. The coding region runs from base 223 to 2322 and encodes 699 amino acids. Gene Ontology annotation, cellular component: centriole; centrosome. Gene Ontology annotation, biological process: centrosome cycle; tube formation; neuron migration.
CAGAUGGUUGCUUCGUUUUUUUUUUUGCAUUCACGGAACACACAUCGGGGCGGUCUCAUAGGUAACGUCGUUGGAGAUUAGAACACUCACCUCGGUGCACACAGGUGUGUCAAAACAAACACACCCUCGUCUAGAAUCUGUUACUGUUGCGCUACAUUGUUGCUGUAAAUGUUGCACAGAGCCCAGCACAUGCAGUGGUGAUAGAGAGUGAUUGAACAUCAAAUGAAACCCUUUGACUCCGACGAGGAGGAAGAGGAGCAGCUGGGGGCUCACCAGAAGGAGCUGAGACAGCGGGCCAACCAGAGCAUACAGCAGCUGAGCAGUGCUCUGGAGCAGCUGAGCUCUGAUGGAGAAGAGGUGGAGGAGCCCAGAGGCAGCGGUGGCAGCAUCUUCACCACCAUGGCCGAAGAGGACAAAGCUGCAUGGAGCCAAAAGACACAGAGCGAAGCAGUCAAUCAGCUGAAGAGCCUUCUACAGAAGCAGUGCAGAGAAAUUCCCUCUCUCAGUCCUUCAAAGAAACAGUCUCCAUCCAAGAGAGUACAGCAGGAGGGAAGAUCCAACUUGCCUGCUUAUCAGGAUUUAGUCCCAAUGAUUCACAACCAGUCAGAGUACAUCCAACACCUGGAAGCUGAAGUCAAAUUGUGCAAGGAGGAGCUGCACGAGAUGAAACAUCGGAUCAGAGUGGUGGUGGUGGAGAAUGAGAAGUUGCAUUCAGACUUCAAAUUCAAAGCGGAUGAAACCCUGAAAGACUACACAAUCCAGAACUCCAUGGUGAAUGGGAGUUUGGCAGCCAACAGCCGCAGCACGCUGCAAAAAGCAGAACACACCACAUGGAAAAAUGAACUGGAACAAUUGAAAGUGAUCUACCAGGCCCAGAUUGAAAGCUUGGAGGCUCAGGUCAUCUCCCUCAGGAAGGAUCUGUCAGUCAGUCAGAAGGAGUGUGAGGAGGUGAAGGAUCGUCUGAGACACCGGGAGAAACAGGCUGCAGAUGCACUGAGAGCUGAUGGAGCUCCUCGUGUGGCAGGAUUGUGUCUGAAGUGUGCACAGCAUGAAGCUGUGUUGGCUGGAACUCACACAAAUCUGCAUGUCCAGGCUAUUGACAGACUCAAAAAGGAGCGUGAUGAGUUACUGGUUGCUCUGCGUGCCGUGCGAGUUAGUCAGCAGGAGGCACAACAGAGGGAGUGGUCAGCCUGUCUACAAGUCAAGCAGGCUGUGGAGAUGGCGGAAGAAGCAAAUCUGUACAAAGCCAGGGUGGAGGUGCAGUGUGAGCAGCUGUCCAGGGAGCUGUCUCGACUCAGGGAACAACAAGAACGAGAAGCACAGGCCUUGAAGGAGAGACUGUCUGAGGCCAGAGAGGAGGGCCGGGCUGAGGCCCGCAAACAGAGAGAGGAGCUGGCACAGACCGUGUCCAGCCUCUCCCAGCAUGUUGCUGAAGUGGAAGGACAGCUAGACAGAGCUAACAGGGACAAGAGCUCACUGACCAGUCAGCUGGAAGAUACGCAUCACAAACUUACCAUCCAGGAACAAGACAAUACCAAGGUGUGUGGGGAUCUUCGAUAUCAGCUCAGCCAGGCCCAGCUGAAGAAAGAGGAGGCAGAGAGAGAGCUCCGAGAGCUCAACACCAAGACCAGCAGACAGAGUGAAAAGGCUGCACAGGAAGUGGAAAGGCUGAGCUCAGAGCUGGUUGGCUGUCGGCAGCAUCUGGAGGUGGUCCAAAAGGACGGGAGCCAAUGGCAGGCCGAAGCCCUGAGCCUAGCAGAACAGCUGGCAAAUGCCCAGCGCCAACUGCACCUCACCAGACAGGACAGAGAGAGUUCAGAACGGGCUCAUGAGGAGGAAAUGGCGUCUGCGACCCUUUCAGCGCGGGAACGACAGAGAGAGCUGGCUUUGCUGCUGGAGCAAACAGAGGCUCAACACCAGCAGAGAGUUGGAGAGAUGGAUGGUCUGCUGAGUUCCCAGAAUUCCCUGAUCAGGAAGCUGAAGGAGGAGUGCUGCGGGCUCGGAGUCAAAUUGGAAGAGCUGACAGAAAGUAGCAGAGGAGAGAUGGAGCAGCUGGCCCUCGAGAAGCAACACCUAGAGGAGACCGUAAAGAGUCUGAAAGCCCGAUGCUCCGACAUGGAAGAUCAGUGUGUCCAACACGGCCGCAUGCACCAGCGCAUGAAGGACAGGCUGCAGCAGUUGGACCGUCACUGUCAGAGCAGUGCCCAGCAGGUGUAUGAGCUGCUGGCCAAACAGAACCAGCUGAUGCAGGAGAGAAACACACUCACUGAGGAGAUGCAAAGCCUUCACACGGAGAGACGAGUCAAUACUGUGUCCACAUGAGUCCGUCCUGCCUGUUUCCUCCUCCUGUCCGUUUGGAUCUGAAGUCAUCUCUUGUU